AUGUCUCCUACCCAGCAACAAGGAUAUCAACCAAACUACGUUAAUAACGACCACGCGGCGCCCCAACACUACCAAGCGCUGCCGCAAUACAAUUACGCUAACCAAGCGCACAAUGCCGUGCCGCCGAAUCAAGCGCAGGCGCAGGUACAAGGCCAAGCGCAGGUGCAAGGCCAAGCGCAGGUUCAAGGUCAAGCGCAGGUGCAAGGUCAAGCGCAGGUGCAGGCGCAGGCACAAGAUGACCCUGAGGAGCGCGUCUUCGUGGUGACGGAGGAGGUGGAGCGUUUAUGGGCUCGGGGCCUAGCAACGGCUCGCGAGAACAUCCGUAGAGCCGAUGAAGGGCUAGGCAGCGUGCGUCACCCAGCGCACGGAGAGAUGACGCGCUACAUGCUAGGGUUACUCUUAGAGUUCAGGCGCGCAGAGCUGAGGAGGGAAUUAAACGAGUUGGCCGAGGCAGAGUACGUGCUGGCGUUGAGAAAUCUUGGGGGAUAG
Molecule: messenger RNA, 489 nt
Organism: Suillus fuscotomentosus
Lineage: Eukaryota; Fungi; Basidiomycota; Agaricomycetes; Boletales; Suillaceae
Exons: 3
Coding region: 1-489 (162 amino acids)
Source: RefSeq, a predicted model, not a curated record